Neogale vison (American mink) is the source of this 429-nucleotide messenger RNA. It is a transcript of the gene MSMP, whose product is annotated as microseminoprotein, prostate associated. Bases 10 to 429 code for a protein of 139 amino acids. Lineage: Eukaryota; Metazoa; Chordata; Mammalia; Carnivora; Mustelidae. The transcript has 3 exons. The record is from RefSeq and is a predicted model, not a curated record.
GCUACAGGAAUGACCCUAAGGAUGCUCUGGGCUGGACAGGCGAAGGGGGUCCUGGGAAGCUGGGGGAUCAUCUGCUUGGUGAUCUCUCUGCUCCUCCAGCAGCCAGGAGUCCACAGCAAGUGCUACUUUCAAGCUCAAGCCCCCUGCCACUAUGAAGGGAAAUAUUUUACCCUGGGUGAGUCUUGGCUCCGCAAGGACUGUUUCCAUUGUACCUGUCUGCAUCCCGUUGGUGUGGGCUGCUGUGACACGUCUCAGCAUCCCAUCGACUUCCCUGCAGGCUGUGAGGUACGUCAGGAGGCAGGAACCUGCCAGUUCUCCCUGGUGCAAAAAUCUGACCCUCGGCUACCCUGCAAAGGGGGAGGGCCCGACCCAGAAUGGGGCUCAGCUAACACCCCUGCUCCUGGGGCUCCUGCUCCCCACUCCAGCUAA